This is a messenger RNA of Lolium rigidum, 5172 nucleotides long. Its product is annotated as endoribonuclease Dicer homolog 3b-like. Gene Ontology annotation, molecular function: ATP binding; protein binding; RNA binding. Gene Ontology annotation, biological process: siRNA processing. Gene Ontology annotation, cellular component: nucleus; cytoplasm. The record is from RefSeq and is a predicted model, not a curated record. Lineage: Eukaryota; Viridiplantae; Streptophyta; Magnoliopsida; Poales; Poaceae.
AUGACCCCACCAGUCAGCCGCCCAGAUGAAUCCCCCGGAACCUCCAGCACAACAGCUUUGCCUCGUUCCUCCCCCAAAACAUUCCUCCCCGCCAACGAACGCAGCGAGCGCAACCCACAACCACAGUACGUUCUUCCUCACGCACUUGGCCUUCUCCCCUCCGCCGAUUUAUAUGCUCAGCUGGGCUACAGACAUGCGCUUCCCCACCCCCACCUCGCCCACUCACCCGCACCCAACCCCAUCCCGAUGGCGGCCAACGACGACGACCCCCUCCCCCCGCCGCCGCCGCUGCCGCCGCCUCGCCGCCCCCACAAGCAGCUCCACCCGAGGAGGUACCAGGUGGAGGUGUUCGAGGCCGCGCUGCGGGGGAACACCAUCGCCGUGCUCGACACCGGCUCCGGGAAGACCAUGGUCGCCGUCAUGCUCGCGCGAGAGCACGUGCGCCGCGUGCGGGCCGGGGAGGCGCCCCGCCGCAUCGUCCUGUUCCUCGCCCCCACCGUGCACCUCGUACACCAGCAAUUCGAGGUGAUUCGGGAGUACACGGACCUCGACGCCACCGAGUGCUACGGAGCGUCCGGGGUCGCCGAGUGGACCGCCGAGCAGUGGAAGGAGCAAGUCGGGAGCAAGGAGAUUGCUGUUAUGACGCCACAGAUACUCUUGGAUGCUCUCAGGCAUGCUUUUGUAACAAUGAGCGCAGUGAGCUUACUAAUAUUUGAUGAAUGCCAUCGUGCCUGCGGAAACCACCCAUAUACAAGAGUAAUGAAGGAAUUUUACAUUGGCUCUCAGUGGAGGCCAGCUGUAUUUGGAAUGACAGCAUCUCCUGUUGCUACCAAAGGCACUUCCACAAUACAAGAUUGUGAAGCGCACAUUGCUCAACUUGAACUUACAUUGGAUGCCAAGGUUAUCUCACCGUCCAGUAAUUCUUUCACUUUGAACUUUAUUGAGCCUUUGGAACCCAUUUCGCAGUGAUAAAUAAUAUCCAUGUCUUACAUGCCAUUCCAGGUAUACAUUAUACAAGAUCGGAGUGAACUUGAGAGCUUUUCCCCUCCUGCAACAAUUGUGAAUAAAUUCUAUGAUGCUUACUUGAUUGAUUUUGAAGAUCUGAAAUCAAAGCUACAGACAUUGUAUGCAGAGUUUGAUGCUUUGUUGGUCAGUCUGGAAGAAUCGUCGCCAAAUAGAUUUGAAGACACCAACAACAUAUUAGAGACAUCAAGAAAGACUUUGUCCAGAUACCAUGGGAAGAUAUUUUACAGCCUAAAUUAUCUAGGCCCAAUCAUAACCGCCGAGGUAGUGAAGAUAUAUAAUGAAAGCAUCAAGACACUUGGUGAUUCUGAAGAUUGCCUCUACUCUAAAGCUAGCUUCAACCUACACGAGUCUUAUUUUAAGGAAGCCUUAUAUUUGAUAGAGGAAGUUCUGCCACAAGGUUAUGAAGAACUAAUGAAAUCAGAAUCUGGUUCUGCGCAUUUAAGUAAAAGGGGGUCAUCAAACGAGGUGAUUUGCCUAAUUUUUGUAGAUAGAAUUAUGACAGCUAAAGCUGUUGAGAGGUUCAUGAGAGGAAUUGUAAAUUUCUCUAGUUUUUCAAUUUCUUACUUGACUGGAGGGAGUACGUCAAAAGAUUCUCUGAGCCCAGCAGUGCAGAGAUUUACUCUGGAUUUGUUUCGAGCUGGAAAGGUAAACCUGCUUUUCACUACAGAUGUGACAGAAGAGGGUAUUGAUGUACCGAACUGUUCUUGUGUCAUACGCUUCGACCUGCCCAGAACUGUUUGUAGCUACGUCCAAUCUCGUGGUCGUGCCAGAAGGAGCAACUCAAAUUAUGUUCUUAUGAUUGAGAGGGGAAAUAUGGAGCAGCAGGAACGCAUAUUCCGUAUAAUACAGACUGAGUACUAUAUUAAACAUUUUGCUCUUUACAGAAGCCCCAAUGUUUCAUCCUCUAAUUCUCCUAUGCAAGAGAAGUACACAUACCAUGUUGAUUCAACAGGAGCAACUAUAACUGCAGAGUGUUGCGUCAAUCUAAUUCGUAAAUACUGUGAGAAACUUCCUAAAGAUAGAUAUUACAUGCCAAAGCCUUCCUUUGAAGUGUCUGGUGAAGAUGGAUCAUAUCAAUGUAUCUUGACUCUACCUCCAAACGCGGCAUUUCCAAGGAUAGUUGGCCCCUUAUGCAGUACAUGUAAUUUAGCCAAGCAGCUUGUAUCCCUAGAGGCAUGCAAGAAACUGCAUCAGCUGGGAGAACUUAACGAUCAUCUUGUUGUACCCAUAAUUGAAGAACCUAUGGAUAAUGAUAUUGCUUUGACCUAUGGGAAAUUCAUUUCAGGACCAGGAACAACUAAAAGAAAGGAGCUCCAUGGAACAACAAAUGUUCUAGCUCUGUCGGGAUCGUGGGUUCAUGGAAGUGAAAAUGUCACGCUGAAUACUUAUAGAUUUGAUUUUGUUUGUGACCAAGAAGGUGAAAACUAUGCUGGGUUUGUUUUGUUAAUGGAGUCGGCACUUGAUGAUGAUGUAGCUUGUUCAAAAAUGGAUCUCUUCCUGAUCCCUAAUAAAAUGGUAUAUACCACGGUAACACCUUGUGGAAAAGUUCAACUGAACAGAAAGCAGCUACGUGAAGGGAAGUUGUUCCAAGAAUUCUUUUUCAAUGGAAUAUUCGGCAGACUAUUCCAUGGUUCUCGGACAAGUGGAGUGCAAAGGGAAUUUCUUUUCAGAAAAGGACAUGAAAUACAAUGGAGCUCAGAGAGCAUGUACUUGCUUUUACCUUUGAGGCAUUCACCACCUAUCCAGCAAGAUCUAAGCAUACACUGGGAGGCAGUUGAAUCCUGCACCCAGGCAGUGGAGCAGUUGAGAAAUUUGUAUAUGGAAGAUGGAAAUCUUCACGCACAUUUUAUUCAAGACAGAAGUAUCAAGGGAGAAGACAUUAUUCAUCUGGCCAACAAAUCUCUUCAUUUUUCCACCAUAAAAGAUUCAGUUGUGCUAUCACUUCAUACUGGGAGGAUAUACAAUGUUCUUGACUUGAUCUAUGACAGGACUGCUGAGGACUCAUUUGAGGAGAUGUAUAAUGGGAAAGCUUCACCAUUUUCUUCAUUCGUGGAAUACUACCAUGAAAAGUAUGGUAUUACUAUUCAACAUCCAAAUCAACCAUUGUUGCUGCUAAAGCAAAGCCACAAUCCACACAAUCUUCUUUUUUCAAAAUUGAAGUACAUAGAUGAUUCUACGGGCGAUCCUUUGCUCAUGGAAAAAGAGCAAAUACACGCCCGAGUCCCACCUGAACUAUUAAUCCACAUUGACGUGACAAUUGAAAUUCUCAAAUCGUUUUAUUUAUUGCCUUCUGUAAUGCAUCGACUUCAGUCUCUCAUGCUAGCCAGCCAGCUUCGCAGAGAUAUUGGUUAUACUCAACACAUACCAGCUCACCUGAUUUUGGAAGCUAUCACAACUUUAAGGUGCUGUGAGACAUUUUCCCUGGAGCGUUUAGAACUAUUGGGAGACUCGGUACUGAAGUAUGUGAUAGGAUGUGACCUUUUUUUAAGGUAUCCAAUGAAACAUGAAGGUCAUCUUUCUGAUAUGAGAUCCAUAGCCGUCUGCAAUGCUACACUUCAUAAACAUGGAAUAUGGCGAUCCUUGCAGGGUUAUGUACGGGAUAGUGCAUUUGACCCACGGCGCUGGGUUGCUCCUGGACAGAUAUCAUUGCGCCCUUUUCCUUGUAACUGCGGGAUUGAGACUGCAUUUGUUCCAACUAAUGGAAGAUAUAUCACAAACGACCCAUCUUUUGUCGUGGGAAAACCAUGUGAUAGAGCUCACAGAUGGAUGUGCUCGAAAACGAUAUCUGAUUGUGUUGAAGCCCUAGUUGGAGCAUAUUAUGUUGGUGGUGGCAUUGUUGCUGCACUUUGGGUUAUGAGGUGGUUUGGUAUUGAAAUCAAAUGUGAUAGAAAGUUGGUACAAGAAGUAAAGCUUAAUGCAUCUUAUAUAUGCUACUUACCUAAAAUAAGGGAUAUUGAGGAGUUGGAAGCAAAACUGAAGUACACCUUCUCUGUCAAAGGCCUUCUACUGGAAGCCAUAACUCAUCCAUCUCUGCAGGAAUCAGGGGUUGACUACUGUUACCAGCGUUUGGAAUUUCUGGGUGAUUCUGUUUUGGAUCUACUAAUUACACGGUAUCUCUAUGUUACCCACACUGAUGUUGAUCCUGGUGAAUUAACUGACUUACGUUCUGCUUUGGUUAGUAAUGAAAAUUUUGCGCAAGUUGUUGUAAGAAACAAUGUUCACAGCCAUCUGAAGCAUGGGUCUGGAAUACUUUUAGAGCAAAUUACAGAAUAUGUUAGGUCCAAUUCAGAGUGCCAAGGGAAGGAUAAUGAAUUCCUUCAACAUGCUACAUCUAAAGUACCUAAGGUACUUGGAGACAUUAUGGAAAGCAUUGCCGGUGCAAUAUUUGUAGACUCAGAUUUUAAUGUUGAUUUGGUUUGGAAGAUUGUUGAACCGUUGCUUUCUCCAAUGAUUACACCUGAUAAUCUUGCAUUGCCACCUUAUCGGGAGCUGCUAGAGUUAUGUAGUCACCUUGGUUAUUUCAUAAAUUCAAAAUGCAGUAGUAAAGGAGAAGAGGUAAUUAUAGAUAUGUCAGUGCAAUUACGAGAUGAACUGCUGAUAGCCCAAGGACAUGACAGAAAUAAGAAGAGUGCAAAGGCAAAAGCAGCAGCUCGUAUUCUGGCAGAUCUAAAGAAACGGGGUCUUUCAAUCAAACAAUGUUUAUCCAAGGCUAAGCAGCUGGACGUUAUAUCUUCGAACCUGCAGUCUCACUUGACAAGUUUAGAAUCACCACUUGAUUAUUCUGAUAUGAAUGACUAUUCUAGCCUGGGAGGUCUGUCCUCACUGAAAGAAGCAGUUGUUCUUACGCUCAAAAUGGAUAAAGGUGGACCAAGAAGUGCUCUUUUUAAGCUAUGCAAGAGGUUGCAGUGGCCAAUGCCAGAAUUCGAAUUUGUGGAACAACGGUUUAGGACUCCUAUUAUUCUGGACGGGGUAACCACAACGAACUUCAAUAGCUUCGUUUCAACCAUCACCUUGCAUGUACCUGAUGUAACAGCCAUUACACUUGAAGGCGAGCGGCGUACUGACAAAAAGGCUUCUCAGGAUUCAGCAUCGUUGAUAAUGCUACACAAGCUUCAAGAGCUCAAGGUCUGUAUAUGUAAGACUUAG